AUGAUUUGCUCCAAGUUUCUCUUUGCGCUUUGCGCGUCUGCUCUGGUACGGGGAACACCCGUCGCACAAGACUGCAAGGCGUUCCCAGGCAGUGCAUCAUGGCCUUCAAGCAAUGAUUGGUCUCGUCUGAACAAGACGGUCGACGGACGCCUCUUCACGCCACUUCUUCCCGGCGGCGUCUGUCACCCAGGGCAGCCAAACUACAAUGCAGACCAGUGUCCCAAUCUUCUGGGGGCUUGGAGAACCUUUGAGUAUCAUGCCGAAGAUCCAAUUUCUGUCAUGUGGGACAACUGGACCAACUACAGCUGUGUCCCUCUGGACGGAUUCCCCUGCAGCGGAACAGGUUAUCCGUCAUACGUGCUAACAGAUAUAUUCACAGCGCGGAAGAACCAAGUUCGUCUCAUCGUCAAAAGCAGCGGACACGAUUAUCUCGGUCGCUCAAUUGCACCAGGUUCUCUCUCCAUCUGGACGCACCACCUAAACAAGAUCAAAUACCACGAGGGCCAGUUCAAGCUUGCUGGUUCAGGAAAGAUCAUACCCGGCGAUGCCAUCACCGCCGAAGCCGGAACGAAAAUGGUCGAUGUGUAUACUACCGCAAGCCAACAUAACCGCGCUGUCGUAGGCGGCGGAGGCAAGACUGUUUCGCAAGGCGGCUUUGUGACGGGAGGGGGCCACUCGAUCCUGGCGCCGCACUAUGGCCUUGCGGCAGACGGUGUACUAGAGAUGGAAGUCGUCACACCUGAUGGGAAUAUCAUUACGGUCAAUGAAGAUCAACAUUCAGACUUGUUCUGGGCGAUGCGUGGUGGAGGAGGAUCAACUUUCGGCGUUCUCACUUCUGUCACGGUCAAAACGCAUCCCGAAAAGAAGCUCACCAUGGUUCUUUUCAUGGCGUUCACGGCUCCUGAAGCACCCUUUACCCUGGAUCUCGCUACGUGGGGCGCUUCCCAGCUUCCUUACCUCUCGGAUUCUGGCUUGUCAGGUUAUCUAAUGGCCACCGUGAACUCGACACCGCCGAUUCCGAUACCGGGUCUUCCUGAACGAGUCGCCGGGCUGAUGGGAAAGACCAUCAUACUGGAUACCCAGGAUACGGUCAAGAUUAACAAAAUUUUUCAACCUCUCAACAAGACCAUCCAGGAAAGAUGGCCGGGGCAGGUCAACUUGUUCGUUCAGACUCAACCGUACGACUCAUUCAUGGACUGGUAUGCCGAGAAUUUUGAUGAUGGUCAAGCCGGCGGCUCCGUCUAUCUCAUUUCGCGACUCCUGGACAAGAAAACACUCACAAAUGACUUGGACGCCCUGUCCGAUGCACUGAAACCGAUUCUCCUCAAUGAUGGCUGGUUGGGGACCUACCUGGUCGCUGGAAAGGGGGUCAUCCAAGCGCAGCCCCGCGGCGGAGGGAAUGCCGUUCAUCCGGCCUGGCGAAAGGCGUACGUCCAUGCACGGUGGGGUUACGAUCCGUGGGACGCAGCAGCUGGAGAGAAAGCCAGGGAGAUUUUGGAUGCUAGAUUCGAGCCCCUCCGCAAGCUCACACCCGAUGGAGGAUCUUAUAUGAAUGAGGCAAUUUUCCCUUAG
Messenger RNA from Colletotrichum orchidophilum, 1572 nucleotides. RefSeq names its product FAD binding domain-containing protein. The transcript is spliced from 4 exons. Bases 1 to 1572 code for a protein of 523 amino acids. Gene Ontology annotation, molecular function: FAD binding. NCBI's taxonomy places the organism in Eukaryota, Fungi, Ascomycota, Sordariomycetes, Glomerellales, Glomerellaceae. The record is from RefSeq and is a predicted model, not a curated record.